GCUUCACAUAAACACGGCCUUAUCAUCGUUUAGACUAGAAAGUCCCCAAAACAGGGGCCACUAAAUCUUUUCAGCUUGAUCAAAAUCGCAGAAACCCUACUGCGAGAUCUAAAACCCUCGUAUCAAAAAACAAAAAGCUGUUCAAAUAUUACAGCCAUACCAGUUGACCUGCGUUCGAAUCCCAGCUAUGGCGUACGAGAGCUACAGCCGGGAGUAUGACGACGCUUUGGACGACGGCAUAGACGUCCAGCAGCAGCAGCAAGAGCCUAACUAUGACCCGUCCUUCGUGCCGGACGCCGUGAAAACAUUUGUGGUGUUCCUCUACCGCCACAUUCGCGAGAAGAAUGUCUACGAGAUCCACCAGAUGUACGAAGGAAGCUUCCAGAAGCUCAGCGAGCGCAUGUUCAAGGAGUCCCCCUGGCCUUCCGUCGAAGCCAUUGCGCCCUACGUUGACAACGAUCAUGUCUUCUGCUUGCUCUACAGGGAGAUGUGGUACAGACAUCUCUAUGCCCGCCUCCAGCCCACUCUCAAGCAGCGCUUCGAGUCCUGGGACAACUAUUGCAGCCUCUUCCAGGUUAUUUUGCACGGGGUUGUUAAUAUGCAGCUGCCGAACCAGUGGUUGUGGGAUAUGAUUGAUGAGUUUAUUUAUCAGUUUCAGUCGUUUUGCCAGUAUAGGGCGAAGCUCAGGACCAAGACGGAUCAGGAGCUUAGUCUGCUGAGACAGUAUGAUGAGGUAUGGAAUGUAUAUGGUGUGCUGAAUUAUUUGCAAGCUCUUGUUGAGAAGUCUAUGAUCAUCCAGAUUUUAGAGGAAGAGAAAGAUGGCAAUUUAACUUUCACGGCAACUGAUGGGUAUGAUUACAAUGGUGGAAGCAAUGUUCUGAAGGUGUUGGGUUACUUUAGUAUUGUGGGUCUACUUCGUGUGCAUUGCUUGCUUGGAGACUAUUAUAGUGGACUCAAGUGCUUGGCACCGAUAGAUGUUAACCAGCCAGGUGUCUACAAUUCAGUAAUUGGAAGCCACAUCACAACAAUUUACUAUUAUGGUUUUGCAAAUCUUAUGUUGAGAAGGUACGUUGAAGCAAUAAAGGCAUUCAAUCAGGUUCUAUUGUAUAUAAUUAAGACUAAACAAUUCCAUCAGAAAUCUCCACAGUUUGAUCAAAUUUUGAAAAAAAAUGAGCAAAUGUAUGCUCUGUUGGCUAUAUGUCUCUCUCUCUGUCCACAAGUGAAGCUUGUUGAAGAAAAUGUAAACAAUCAGCUGAGGGAGAAGUAUGGAGAGAAGAUGAUUAGGAUGCAAAGAAGUGAUGAAGCCAUGUAUGAUGAACUUUUCUCAUAUGCCUGUCCUAAGUUUAUUACUCCAGCAGCACCAAGUUAUGAUGAACCUCUCGUAAAUUACAACCAGGAUGCUUAUAGGCUUCAGUUAAAACUCUUUCUAUCAGAAGUAAGACAACAGCAGCUUUUGUCAGGUGUACGCAGUUUCAUAAAGCUGUAUACUUCCAUCUCGAUUGAGAAACUUGCAAAUUUUAUGGAUGUUGAUGAAUCUACUCUGAGGACAACAUUAAUGACAUAUAAACAUAAAACUCAUGCCAUUGAUCAUGAUGGCAAAGUCAUAUCAAAUGCAGAUGUUGACUUCUAUAUUGACGAGGAUGUUGUCCACAUUAUUGAGUCGAAAACAACGAAGCGUUAUGCUGAUCAUUUCAUGCGUCACAUCAUUAAGUUUGAAGAAAUUAUCAGUGAUUUGGACAGAGUGAAGCUUGAAUGAUAUGGUUGCCACUUAUGUAUUAUUAAAUUUGAGGCAUAAUGGGGCCAAACGUCAAACUCGAGGAGGCAGUUUUGAAUUUUGGGAAGAGUUUAGAGUAAAUUUUAAAAUGGCAAAAGAUUUUCAACUCGUCCUAGUGGGCCAGUGAGACACAUGGAUUUGUGAUUGGGCAAAGUUUUUUUUUCUCAAAAUCAUAAAAUAACAAAGUCAAUUUUCUUCUA
This is a messenger RNA of Cryptomeria japonica (Japanese cedar), 1974 nucleotides long. RefSeq lists its product as uncharacterized. NCBI's taxonomy places the organism in Eukaryota, Viridiplantae, Streptophyta, Pinopsida, Cupressales, Cupressaceae. Gene Ontology annotation, biological process: translational initiation. The record is from RefSeq and is a predicted model, not a curated record. The coding region runs from base 188 to 1756 and encodes 522 amino acids. Gene Ontology annotation, cellular component: cytoplasm; eukaryotic translation initiation factor 3 complex. Gene Ontology annotation, molecular function: translation initiation factor activity; protein binding. The transcript is spliced from 8 exons.